CACGUCACCGUUUUCUCUAUUUUCUGACAAUUUAUAGACAAUUAAUUGAUCAAAAUGUACCUGACAGAUAAGGAAAUUAAUAAUAUUUAAUUAAUAACUGCUGUUCAUUUUUCUCCAUCAGUUUUUAGAUUGUUUUCACUUCAUUCAUCUGUCACAGAGCAGAUUCACUCCACUGUAUUAUAAUUCUUUCAAAUUAAAAAGUCAUACAGUGUGUGAGUGUUUUUAAUGGUCUUAUUCAGCUGUUUGUUUGUUUCUUUAUCUCAGUUACAGAAGUCACAAGAUUAUUAAAUGGAUUUAGUUUUUAAGACUUUCGAUUAAAUUCUGCAGUUUUCUUAUAAAAUACCUUUAAUUUUCGCCUCUUCAGGGCCUUUUAAAAAAAACGUACAUGAAACAAUCUGUGUGUAAAAUCAUUUUAAUUGCUCACUUCAGCCACAGCCUUUAAUGUGGCGUCUAAAGCCCCAAAACAUUGGAAAUCCCUGUUUCAUCUGCCCACAAUACAGAACCUCCAUUAGAAAUCUGCCCGUUUUAAAGCUCCAGUAACUCCUGCUUCGGCGUACACGAUGACCUCACCUCUCCGUGUCUCUGGUGGGAAACGGACUCAUGUUUAUUGUGUUUGAUGUUGUUACGAGUUAUUCUAUCAACAUAACAACAUUCAUUAAGCAGUGUUGCUGUUUGAAAUGACGCUCAUAGGCACUUUAAUGUGGUGUUUUCCCACAGGGAGGCUGGUUGGUGAAACAGGGCAGAAAAUGUGUGUUUAUUGUUGGCAGUUUGGUGGAAGCUGAUCAUGUCUGUGCAGGUCUGAGGCUGAUAAGAGCCAGACUGGAGGAUUAUGGUAAUAACAGGCUGCCACUGACUGACUGCAGGGUCCCAUCACAGCCAAAUGGUUGGGCGGGCUGCGGACGCUUAUCACCGCGUUGCAGUGGGCGAUCCUUCACGCAGUCACAUGACACAGGCGACACCUUGAUUCACACUGCAGCUGCACGAAGAACAGCUCAGUGGUUUUUAUCACCAAAACCAGGACGCAACAUGACGAGCUGAUGGUGCACGUCGAUCGUUUUUAAAAGCACAAAAGAUCCUGUCAGUCGGCUGAAACGUGACUUUUUCGUAAAGCAGCGGGCAGAUAUUAUCAGCAAUAAUCAGUAAUGAGCUCAGGAUCAUUUUUAAGAGGUGGUUUCGCAUUUUUCUAAAUGCUCGUAAAACUCUUUCUGUGAGUGUUAUCUGGCAAAGCAGAAAGAAAACAAUCAUUUUCAAAGAGAACCAUUUCUGCGGCGUACCCCGCCAUCAACUCAUCAGAUAAGAACGCUGCUCUGCGGCUCCUUCAGCAGAACCGGUGACCUUCAGGUUAGGAACAAAAAAACCUGUUUCCUGAACCAGAGUUCGAUCAGUUUUGUUCAUAUGAAGAUAUUCAGAAAAAAAAAUAAAGAAAGAAAUAAAGAAAGGACGCCUGGUGCCUCUUUUCCAGGACGCAGAAUGGGAUGAAACUGUAUGUACAGUUGCCAAGGAGACAGGAGGCAGGCAGAAGGGGUAGUUAAGAGGCUGAUAACCCACACACACCCUGUGUUUUCAUUCACACCGCUUCGUCCGCAGGAACCAGUUCAGGAGACGCCGCUAAAGACACAAAACACAGCCCGCUGGAGCCUACGCUGAGGAAUUAUCUGCUGUCAGGACCUUCCCGGGACGCCGCUGUCGUCGCUGCGCCAACAGGGACCGGAGCUGGACUGGACGGAAGGGGGGGAGCUGAGCCAUGCUGUCCGCCGCCAUUCAGAUCCUGGCGUUCGCCCUGGCGCUCCUUGGCGUCCUCGGCACCACCGUGGCCACCCUGCUUCCCAACUGGAAGGUGAGCAUCAACGCCUGGUCCAGCAUCAUGACCCCCAUCUCACAGAUGCAGGGGCUGUGGAUGGACUGCGUCUGGUACAGCUCCGGCGUCUUCAGCUGCACCAUGAAGAACUCGGUGCUGUCACUGCCGGCGUAUCUGCAGACCACGCGUGCUGCCAUGGUUCUAUCGUGCAUGGUGGCGUCGUUCGGGCUCUGUCUCGCCUCCCUGGGGCUCAAAUGUACCCGCUGGGGGGGCAGCCACCGAGCGAAGGGGCACACGGCCAUCGCUGCAGGGGGUUGCUUCGUCCUGGCCAGCUUCCUCUGCCUGGUCCCAGCGUCCUGGUUCACCAACGAAGUCAUCACCGCCUUCCUGACCACGGACCUGCCGGAGAGCAGUAAAUAUCAGCCCGGAGGAGCUCUGUGCGUGACGUUCAUCUCCGCUGGCUUCCUCCUGGCUGGAGGGGUAAUUUUUUGUUUGUCGUGUCCCGGAAAGAGAACAGGACGACCGGACUACGCUUCCUCCGCCGACCCUGACAGAUUUCUCAUGUACCAGAGGCAGGAGCUGCAGCCGGAGCCGAAAAACAGGCAACACAAGAAGGUUCAGCUGCAGAUGGACGAAGUGAAGCCUCCUCAGGACAAACCAGAACAGAAUCAAGAGCACAAGCUCUACUCGUCUCCCUCCAAACUCCCCCAAAAAGACAUCAAGGACAGUUACAGCCUCCAGGAGUACGUCUAGUCCCCACAGCUGAGAGGUGAAAUGUGGAGUUUUCAGCUGGGGCUUUCUGGCUCAUAGAAAAGAGGGGGGAGGUGGGCUGGGGGAGGUCUGUUUGAGAGGGAAUAAUUACUAAAUGCUGGAAAUGACAGAUUGUGGUUUCAGCCGAACGGGAGGUCUGCGAAGGACAAAAGGUGCUUUUAAAAAAACUGCACCAAACACUGUAAAUCCUUUAAAAACUACCUGCAAAACUGCCGCAGCUUUCUCAUACCAAAGGAAAAAAAAUGAAUGAAUAAAUAAAAAAGAGCUGAACCUGCUGAUCAUAAAAAAAAAAAAUUGAGCUCUGCUUGAUAUUGAAAGCCAUCAUUUUGCAGCUGUAGAUGCUGUCUGCCUUCAGAGAUUAACUAGUGUUCCAGCAGGGCCGGCAAAAAGCUCUCUGGGGCCGUGAGCAGGAUUCAACCACCACACAGACACACAAAUUACAUUUACAUUUAAGAUACACUUUCUGAUUUUGUUACAGCACUUUGGUGUCCACAAAUUCCAAAAAAUUGAGUUCAAACUUUGGACCACAUAUUUGCUAAUAGCUGUUUUUAGCAUUAUUACCUACCCCCAUUGGCAAAUAGUUAGAACAGGAACUAUUGUAGAAGUGUGGACCAGGAGGAGGAGCUUAAUAAUUUGGUACACGGUGUAAAAAGUUGGAGAAACACUGUCUAGUGUAUUUGGACGUGCAGGAAUGGAUUAAGUAAGAUGACCUCCAUUGUGGUAAUAACAAUAAAUAUGUGGUUAAUGUUCAUAGUUUGCUUUAGUUAACGCACUUUGGAGUUAGGAAAAGAUUGUGGUUUGGGUUCAAAUGUUUGUGAUAUCAGUUAAGUUAUAUGUAAGUUGGUGAUACUAAAGUUUAUUUUCGGAAUAACGGGCCUUCGGAGUAACGGACGUUUGUUUUCGGAAUAAUGAGCUGUCAGACAAGUGGGACAUUUUCCCAGAACAAUGGCCCGGCACCACUCUGGGAUAUACUGCAGGAACAUUCUUACUUCAUAAAAAUGUUGUGUGAGAUUUAUGUUGUAGGGCUCCCACUCUUUUUAAGAAAUCUUUAAUAGAAUACAGGAGAGAACAAACGGUUACAUCAUUUACUGACUUACAGUCAGGUUUACACAUUUGCAUUGUUCAUGAUAGGUGGUUACAGAUAGGUGGUCAGCGUUUACAGGACACAUCUCCUGUGAUUUGACAGUUUACUACAGAUUUCUUCAAACCAACGUUUACGUAGACAAUCUGAGUGAGGAGCUAAAGUACAAUAAAAAUGUUCCUGGACAACAUAGAUUAUUUUGCUCAUUUUAAUAAAUUUUCAACUAGUUUUUAAAUGUCCAGGUUUUCCAGGAUGCGUGGGAACACUGAGUGCAGCAAAAUGUUGGCAGUGUAUCUUAAAUUACAACAAAGCACCAACAACAGUUCACAUGUUCAGCUCAUCCAAGGACGCCUGGUGGUGAACGUCGCCUCCGUCUCGUCUGCUUUGGGCCGGCUCUGAAGUAAAUUUGUUUUGGAGAGCCUUUUAGAGCCUCGGUGCAUGCUGUCCGUGCUUUUAGCCGCUUACAGCUUGAAUGUAGUGCAAAGCUGCUGUUUGUAGAAACUGUGCCUGCAGCCAUAAAAAAACACUGCUGACCUUAGUAGAUUUAGUGUUUUAAAGUCCAGAUCCAAAGCUUGAAAGCGACGGCGUCCGUGCCGUCUUUUCCCAGCGGUUCGGAGGGAGGCGAGAGGUGCAGAGUAGCAUGGAGAGGGGUAAUGAUGCUCUUUGCUUUCCCAUUAUCCUCUCGCCACGGUUGGAUGCACACUGCACACAUGCACCCCUCCACCACCCUCCUUCAGCUGUAUGAAAAGGACAUCCAGUCAUUUGCAGGAUGUAACUUAAAGCCCAAUGGACAGUGGACAGUCUGCAGUAUUGUGGACGUGGUGGUGGGGGGUGGGGGGGUCCUAUAACCUGAGGAGAGCUGCCAAUCAAACCUGUGAAUGCUUCUUGGAAUUGAGAAGGAAAGUAACAGCUGAGCUGAACUUCCACUGCUGCUAAAAAGAAAUGACCUAAAAGAGAAAAUAGAGUCGAUUCGUCAGACCUGUCAGUGUAUUCACGUAGAAAACCAGACACAUUCAGGCACAAGCAGCUAGAAAACUCGAACAGCUAACAGAUUUUUUUUAAAAAUCAAAGCAUGGCAAAAUAACAACCAACAAUCUUUUAUGUGUUCUGUAAUUUUGUUUUUGCUGCUUUUGGACUCAAACCUCACCCCUAUAUAGUUAAACACACAUACACAUGGUACAUGGACAACAGGACAAUUAUGAUGGUUUACAUCAUCGAUGUAUAUAAAGAUGGAUGACAUGACAGUUGUCCAAAAGUGAAGCCAAAACUUCUCUAUCUCCCUCUGGUGGCUGACUGCAGUAAAGCUCAUAACAGCCUCAAUGUUAGCAGAUCGGACUAAAAUAUCAAAAUCAGGUUUAUUUUUCCCAAAGUUUCUGUCAGUUUCAGUAGUUUAAAUCAGUUAUUUGAAGAUAUAAAAAGUGAAUUUCACGUCAUGAUUGACAGCUUGGUCCUCCUCACCAUUCAGUAGGCUGGAUGUGAGGGCGGUACUUAGAUACCGCAGUGACCACCCUGAUUACGACAGCACAGACUCUGGCUCCGAAUGACGCCACCAGAGGAAGAUAUCCGGCUUUAUUUCUGUACAUCCAUCCCGAUCAUCUGCUUUGGGCCGUCAUCAAUCUUUUAUAUGUUGAUGGUUUAAAUGUAAACAACUUAAUUUAAUUUUAAAGGUUUUAAUAUGUGAUAGUAAUUCAAAAAAUAUUUUUGUUUAUGUAUUUAGGUUUUUAUUUUAUCAACCUGCUCUCUAUGGAGCUCAUAAAGAAACAUGCACAUGUCCCUUUAAAGGCUCCGUACACUCUCACCCCCAACUCAUCAAAUAUGGCCGCUUGAACAGUGGUCUAACGCUUCAGAGUAGUUUUUACAGAACAUUUUUAAAAUAAAACACCACGUAAAGACUCUGGAUCGAAUUUUACCUGACCAGAAGUCGGUCAGUUAGAGGAAAUUUGAAGUGGUUUUGUUUCCUUUUUAAGGAUGAAGUGUGUUUUUCUGUUUGAUUAAUUAUUACAUAUUCCAUCUAAAUCAACUUGUUACUGGUUAAGAUAACCAUGUGUAAGUUUAGAUAUUGGCCAUCGGUCAACCACUAGCUGAAAAUACAGUCUUUUCUGAAACAUAACCAAGUAGUUUCUGUGUCUAAACUUAACAGUUCAAACUCAUAAAAUGUAAAAUGUCUCCCAGCAUUAUUUAUUUGAGGUCUAAUCAGAUGUUGCAUAUUUAUUAUUGUUUGACCGGACGGUGUUACGGGGCACCUACAGCGUCCUAGUGUGAAGCAUCGGACCAUAUUUGAUGAGUUCGGAGUGAGAACGUGCUGACACAUUAUUAUGUCACGGAAAUAUUUGUCUCUGUAACUAACUUUUAAAAUUCUUGGGAAGAUCAAGGAAUUCACAUUCAGCUUAACAACUGAAGAAUCAUUGUUUUGAUUCUUUAGCAGUUACUUGUUACUUUAGCAGGUUUAUAGAAAUGAAAAAUAAAAGGGCUACAAAGGUGAACAAUGCAGUACAUUGAUUCAGUAAAACACAUGGAGUUCUGAUUGUGUGAACGAGUGAUGUCUUUAAUGGGCAGUCGGCUAACAAGCUGGUAUUAGCAAUAAAUACCAGUAACCUUUCUUUUUGGUGAUUUUUUUUCUGCUCAUUUGCAUUGUUCCUGACAGAAUAUGUCUCAUAUGUUUCAGAAACUCAAAGAUUAAAGACAGUUGAGUAAAUAAAGAGGUUUAAAGGGGUGAGGAUCACAUUAUCAGUUGCUAAUUUAUCGUCUAGGAACUCAACAUUUUAAAAAUCUGAAUGUAACUGAGUCUGAAUGUUUCAGUUGAAGAACGAUCACUGUGUUUUUAUCCGUCAACAAAUAAAAAAUAUGUCCGAACUCAAAGCUUC
Molecule: messenger RNA, 6514 nt
Organism: Dicentrarchus labrax (European seabass)
Lineage: Eukaryota; Metazoa; Chordata; Actinopteri; Moronidae
Product: claudin-20-like
Exons: 2
Coding region: 1745-2551 (268 amino acids)
Biological process (GO): bicellular tight junction assembly; cell adhesion
Cellular component (GO): bicellular tight junction; plasma membrane
Molecular function (GO): structural molecule activity
Source: RefSeq, a predicted model, not a curated record